UUAUAAAUUAUAAAUAAAUAAAUGAGUCCCGUUCCGUCUGCAGCAGCGUCAAGUUCGAAGACACACCUGAAGUCGCAGUCGCGCGCCUACGUGCCAUUAUUUCGUGACUUUCGAGUGCUACUAACGCGGCCAAAUCGCAUAAAAAUAGCAACGUUAUACAAAUACAAAUUGUGGCCCGCUGUCGUGUGUUAAAUGUGCAUUUAAAAUUUCCCCAAAAAAAAAUAAAAAAACGGAAAGAGUUCUUUCUUCUCGUUUCACACAGUGUAUUGUGCCAAAUCAGAAAUCUUUAUAUUUUCUGAACACCAGCAGUGCAUAUACAAAUAUCACACACAAACACACAACACACACACAUACAGAUUGCUGCUCCUUCAGUAAUUCAAUUGUUAUUGUUGCUGCCGUUAAUUGAAUGUCCGAAAAUAAAGGCAUAAUGCUGGCUAAAUCUAUGCAAAAACACGCUGGACGUGCCAAGGAGAAGAUUCUACAAAACUUGGGCAAAGUUGAUCGCACCGCAGAUGAGAUCUUUGAUGAUCAUUUGAAUAAUUUCAAUCGCCAACAAACAAAUGCCAAUAAAUUACAAAAGGAGUUUAAUAACUACAUAAGAUGCAUACGCGCCGCACAAACCGCCUCAAAGUCGCUGAUGGAUGCCGUUUGCGAAAUCUAUGAGCCACAGUGGAGCGGCUAUGAUGCACUGCAAGCACAAACUGCCGCCUCGGAGAGCUUGUGGCUGGACUUUGCACACAAACUGGGUGAUCAGGUGCUGAUACCGCUUAACACAUACACCGGACAGUUUCCCGAGAUGAAGAAGAAAGUGGAGAAACGCAAUCGCAAGCUCAUCGACUACGAUGGCCAACGUCAUUCGUUCCAGAAUCUGCAGGCCAAUGCCAACAAGCGGAAGGAUGAUGUUAAGCUUACCAAAGGUCGUGAACAAUUGGAGGAGGCACGUCGCACCUACGAAAUUUUGAAUACGGAACUGCACGAUGAGCUGCCCGCCCUCUACGAUUCGAGAAUAUUAUUUUUGGUUACCAAUUUGCAGACACUGUUCGCCACGGAGCAGGUGUUCCACAAUGAAACGGCCAAGAUCUAUGCGGAACUUGAGGCAAUUGUUGACAAACUGGCUACAGAAUCGCAACGUGGCUCAAAUACGCUGCGCAAACAAACAAUAAAUGCUAUCAAGACGUCGAGUCCAGUGCAAUCGCCAGUAAAUAAACUGAAUAACGCCAAUGCCAACAACAGCAACUAUCAGAAUCAAAUCACCACAAACGGUGGCUCCAGUCUGGCCAACAGUCCAACAUCCACAAGCUCGUCCAUGGUUGAGCCACGAUUUGAUUCAGUUUCUUCAACGCCAGAACCGACGCCAGAGUCGGCACAGCUUUCAGAGCCACCGCGCAGUCCCGUGCUGCGGCUGGAGAAGGCAGCCGCAGGAGCAGCAGGCACAACUAAUGGCAUCACAGCAACAAAGCUCGUGGACCACGCUGAGCUGAGCAGCCCGAAUGCCAAUACAACGACAACAACAGCAGCAGGAACAGGAACAGGAACAGCAGCCAAGACAGAGGAGACAAUCAGUGAGGUGACAACAGAUGGCAAGGAAACAACAACAACAACGACAACAACCACAACAAUAACAAGCACAUUGAAUGGCAACAAUAACGAGCAGCAGCCGGCAACAAAUGCGACAGCAACAACACACGGCAGCAACAAUACGGCCAACAACACGACGACAGGCAACAGCACAGGCAACAGCACAGGCACAGUCACAGCCAAAGAGCCGGGCAAACAGCCAAAGGAGCUGCCGGAUGGCCAGGCGAAUGCCAAUGGCAAUUCGAGUUCGCUUGAGGAGCAUAAGCAAAAGAAAUUAGAUGCCAACACCGCUGAUUUGCCACCUGGUGUGCUAUAUCGCGUGAAGGCGACCUAUGGCUACGUUAAGGAAGAUGUCGACGAGCUGAGCUUUGAAAUUGGCGAUACCAUACGCGUCAUCGAGUAUGAUGAUCCCGAGGAUCAGGAGGAAGGCUGGCUAAUGGGUCAAAAGGAGGGCACAAACGAGAAGGGCCUCUUUCCGGCCAACUUUACGCGUCCCAUUUGAAAAGCUGACGCCGCGACGAUGACGGGAUAAAUGCAACAACUAAUAAGAAAAAAACAUGCAACAACAACAACAACAAGAACAACAAGAACAACAACAACACCAACUUCAACCCACAAUUUUUGUUAUACAAUUAUAUACAAAAAAAAAAAAAAAACAAAAAUACAUUUUACACACAUUUUACAAAUUUCGAUGAACAAACUUAACUUUCGGCCAAAUUUAUACACAGCGCUGCGACGCCUCUUUUUUUUUUGUCAUGUCCAUAAGAACCUGUGGUUUUUUCUUUUUGUCAAAUUUAUUGUUUGGAUUAUUUUAAAUUCGUGUUUGAAUUCGUAUGCAAUAAACAGGAGUCUUGUAUUUGUUAAAGCAGUGCUUCCAAACAUUAA
Drosophila virilis is the source of this 2463-nucleotide messenger RNA. RefSeq names its product amphiphysin (gene Amph). Gene Ontology annotation, cellular component: plasma membrane; cytoplasm. Gene Ontology annotation, molecular function: protein binding; phospholipid binding. Lineage: Eukaryota; Metazoa; Arthropoda; Insecta; Diptera; Drosophilidae. The record is from RefSeq and is a predicted model, not a curated record.